Molecule: messenger RNA, 1413 nt
Organism: Acanthosepion pharaonis
Lineage: Eukaryota; Metazoa; Mollusca; Cephalopoda; Sepiida; Sepiidae
Source: the annotation of a GenBank genome assembly
AUGAUAGCUACAGUUUUAUUCCCUUCUCUUUUCUUCUCUCCCUUCUCUUUUCUUCUCUCUCUUUUCUUCUCUCUCUUCUCUUCUCUCCUCUUCUCUUCUCUCCUCUUUCGUCUCCUCUUCUCUCUCUUCUCUUCUAUCCCUGCUCUUCCCUUCUCUUCUCUCUCUUCUCUGCUCUCCCUUCUCUUCUCUUCUAUCACUUCUAUCCCUUCUCUUCUAUCCCUUCUCUUCUAUCCUUCUCUCCUUCUUUUUCUCUUCCUUCUCUUCUCUUCCCUUCUCUCCUUCUCUUCUAUCCUUCUAUCCCUUCUCUCCCUUCUCUUCUCGUCUCUCCCUUCUCUUCUCUCCCUUCUCUUCUCUCCCUUCUCUUCUCUCCCUUCUCUUCCCUUCUCUUCUCUCCCUUCUCUGCUCUCCCUUCUCUUCUCUUCUAUCCCUUCUCUUCCCUUCUCUUCUCUUUCUCUUCUCUUCUCUCCUCUUCUCUCCCUUCUCUUCUCCCUUCUCUCCUCUUCUCUCUUCUCUCUUCUCUCUCUUCUCUUCUCUUCUCUCUUCUCUUCCUUCUCUCCUUCUCUUCUCUUCUCUCUCUUCUCUUCUCUCCCUUCUCUUCUCUCCUUCUCUUUCUUCUCUUCUCUUCUAUCUCUUCUCUUCUAUCCCUUCUCUUCUAUCCUUCUCUUCUAUCUCUUCUUCUUCUCUCCCUUCUCUUCUCUUCUCUCCCUUCUCUUUUCUUCUCUCCCUUCUCUUUUCUUCUCUCCCUUCUCUUCUCUCCCUUCUCUUUUCUUCUCUCCCUUCUAUCCCUUCUCUUCUCUCCUAUCCCUUCUCUUCUCUCUCUUCUCUCCUAUCCCUUCUCUUCUCUCUCUUCUCUUCUAUCCCUUCUCUUCUCUCUCUUCUCUCUCUCCCUUCUCUCUUCUCUCUUCCUUCUCUCUCCCUUCUCUUCUAUCCCUUCUCUUCUAUCCCUUCUCUUCUAUCCCUUCUCUCUCCCUUCUCUUCUCUUCUCUUCUAUCCCUUCUCUCUCCCUUCUCUUCCUCUCCCUUCAUCACAUAUUCGUAUAUACAUAUCGAUGAACACCCAUCCGCUGACGCACGCUCUCUUCGGGAUAAAAAAUGUUGCCAAGUGUGCACUCCCGGGUGGGCAAUAGUGUGGUUGGAUAAUGAUUUUUUUCUCCCCUCUCCCCCCUCCCCCCCUCUCCCCCCUCUCCCCCCCUCCCUCUCUCUCUCCCUCUCUCCCUCUCUCUCCCCCUCUCUCCCCUCUCUCCAUCCCUCUCUCUCUCCCUCUCCCUCCCUCCUCUCUCCCCUCCUCUCCUCUCCCUCUCUCCCCCUCCUCUCUCUCCCUCCCUCUCCCUCUCUCUCUCCCUCCCUCUAUUCCCUCUCUCUCUCUAUUCCCUCUCUCUCUCUCUAUUCCCUCUCUCCCUCAAUUUUUGUAUAG